This is a messenger RNA of Colossoma macropomum (tambaqui), 3834 nucleotides long. It is a transcript of the gene rcor1, whose product is annotated as REST corepressor 1. The transcript is spliced from 13 exons. NCBI's taxonomy places the organism in Eukaryota, Metazoa, Chordata, Actinopteri, Characiformes, Serrasalmidae. Gene Ontology annotation, biological process: regulation of transcription by RNA polymerase II; negative regulation of DNA-templated transcription. Gene Ontology annotation, molecular function: transcription corepressor activity. The record is from RefSeq and is a predicted model, not a curated record. Bases 282 to 1613 code for a protein of 443 amino acids. Gene Ontology annotation, cellular component: histone deacetylase complex; transcription regulator complex.
UCCCCCCUCACGUUGCCCUCUCAGAUUAACAUCAGCGGGCCGACUCUCUGAGUAAACGUGUUCUUUCAGCCCAUUCACAGUGGUGUGUGUCCAGGCCUGGCUGAAGUACCGUGUGUGGAAGUGGAGAGAAGUUCCCUCCGCAUCUCAUCAACACUUCUAUAGACGGAGGCCCUUAGCCGCAAAUUAGCCAUCAGAGCAUCUGUGGCCGGCUGCGCUAGCAGCUAGCAAGCAGGACUGCGUGAUUCCGCCGCCGCUAAAGUUCCUCGGCUCUCUUUUUCGAGAUGCCCGCGAUGUUAGAAAAGGGCACCACCGAGAUAUCUGGCAAGAGGAGAGGCCGAAACUCGGUGAAUAACCCGACCAAAAGUUUUACUUCAAACGGGAACAGUAACAAUUCUUGGGAGGAAGGAAGUUCGGGCUCCUCAAGUGAUGACGAGCAUGGUGCAGGCGGGAUGCGAGUGGGUCCGCAGUACCAGGCAGUCGUGCCGGAUUAUGACCCCGAAGUAGCAAAAGCAAGCCAGGAGAGGGAGAACCUGGGAAUGUUGGUGUGGAUUCCUAACCAGAACUUGGCAGAGGCAAAAUUGGACGAGUAUAUUGCAAUAGCCAAAGAGAAACAUGGGUACAAUAUGGAGCAGGCAUUGGGCAUGCUCUUCUGGCACAAGCACAACAUAGAAAAGUCUUUGGCAGACCUGCCCAACUUCACCCCUUUCCCAGAUGAGUGGACAGUGGAGGACAAAGUGCUAUUUGAACAGGGUUUCAGCUUUCAUGGCAAGACUUUCCACCGCAUACAACAGAUGCUUCCAGACAAAUCUAUUGCAAGCCUGGUUAGAUUCUAUUACUCAUGGAAGAAAACACGCAGUAAAACCAGUGUCAUGGACCGGCACGCACGCAAACAAAAGAGAGAUCGUGAGGAGAGUGACGAUGAGGCUGAUGAGACAAGCUGCACCUCCCCAGGUGAUGCGGAAUUGGAGCUGAACAAGGAGGAGAAAAAAGAGCCAACAGGUCUUACAGAAAAGCCGGCACAUGUGAAGAAAGAGGCACAGGGUCUGAUUGGACGGAACCUCCACAGGGCAAAAAGGAAGCCACCCAAAGGCAUGCACCUAAACCAGAGUGACGUGACUGCAAUGUCGAGCAGCGGCUCUGCCGCAACCAGCAUACUGAGGCAGCUGGACAUGGAGCUCGUCGCUACUAAACGACAGAUCCAGAGCAUUAAACAAAGCAACAGUGCACUGAGAGAGAUGCUGGAUACAGGAGUGGAGGAGUUCCGGCCUCCUGAGGUCAGUCAGAAGUUUAAUACACGUUGGACUACAGAGGAGCAACUUCUUGCGGUACAAGCUAUAAGGAAAUAUGGGCGAGAUUUCCAGGCUAUUUCUGAUGUCAUUGGCAACAAGUCAGUGGUCCAGGUGAAAAACUUUUUUGUGAACUACCGGCGACGCUUUAACCUGGACGAGGUACUGCAAGAGUGGGAGGCUGAACACGGCGUGGAAGGCUCGAAAAGCUCUGAGGAGGAGAAGAUGGAGGUGUCGUCUGAGGAGGGCACCACCACUCCUGUACCACCAGAGGACCAGAAGGAGGAACCUACGCCUACAGAAACACAAACCCCCUCAGCUUCUUGAAUGCCCACACCAGACCAAAUGACCUGAAUGCAAUCCAGUUGAUUUUACUGCUGUGCUGAAGAGACACCAGGGCUUCCAUGGCUCCCAGCGUAGCUGCUUCAUAGCAACCAUUCCCACUCCUCUGUCCUUGUCCCCGCUCCUUCCACCCCGCUGAGCCCCAGGACUCUGGCACGUCCUGCCAAACGGAAGUGUAAACCUCCCCAGGUCUGACCAAGGAAUAAGGAUCAUCUUUACAUGGUCUGUGCCAACACAGAUAGGCAGUGGUGCUCCAAGCACCAAGUUCACAUAACCUUCGGAAACAUUGAGGAUGAUGGAUGGAUUUUAUGAUCUCGUCAAAAAAGGAAAAAAGAAAAAAGCUUGACUGUCCCAGCUUCACUAAACUGAAUGGCCUGUAUGAGAAGGUGCUUAUUGAAAUUGCCUGAUUAUUCUCACCUGUUUUAACUCCCCACAAGUGGACUUUCUCUGACCAGUUUCCCUCAUACUCUUUUCCCCUCACAAAUUACUUUAGUGUACCAAAAACAAGUUUUUUGUUCAUCAGUUUAUAAAGCAAUCAGAUUUAAUGUCUUGUGAUUUUAAGUGACUUCUAUCAGCAAUUCUAUCAUGAGCUAAGCUAUGAAUCUAUUUAUUGCUUAAAAAGUGGUUUCAGGAGAAUGAUAAUCUUUCCAGUAAUGAAAGGGUUUAUAUUGAAGAGUUCAGAAUUUUGACAACCGAACCUGUUUUCCAGCUUACUUGAAAAUUGGAUGAACAGUCUUGGUUAUCACUCAGUUUUUUGGUGGAACAUCCAGCGUUGCCACAUUACUCUGCAAACAGCCUUGAUUUUAAGAUAUUAUCGUCUGUGAACUGGCAGAGCUGUGGAAAUGGAAUCAGCCCUCUGGUUUCGCAAAGUGAAGUGUGUUUCAAAUGCAAUCAAGUGAUUUUCCUCUAGUGAACCAAAUAACCGCAGAGCCGUGAAGAGGAAGAAUUUACUGCCUUCUUCCUUCCCUACACUUUUUCAGUCUGUCUUGCUCUGCUCAGUUCCUCAGCGACAUUGUACUGUAAUUCAGACAUCAUUGUGGAGCUCAUGACAGCUGGGGCUUGUCAAAAUUACCCUGCAAAUGCAAGCUUCUCUUACGCUCCAGCACUUCGUGUGUGAUGGAUUUCAGAACAACAACAGUUGAAUCAUGUAAAAGAGAAAACAGAUGUAGGUGUCAGAACUGUUCCUUUUAUCCUUGCAAGAUUUUAAAUUGAUUUUUGUUGUGCCCAUUUAUAAAUAUAGUGGUCCGGGUCUCCCUUAAGAAGGAUUUAAGUGAAUGGGUUAAGUGAUGCCUUAAAGGAAUACUUCAGAGUUUUACAAUGUAAUCCAGUGAAACUGUCUAGUAGUAUGAGUUUAACCUAAUCUCUUUCAUACCUACUUUGCUCGGUAUGGACAAAUGGAACAAAUGAUAGCAAAGCAUUUGAUUUUGUCACAUGGAGUGUGGAAAGUAUAGGUUGAAUAGGUUGGGCCAGAUAUCAGAGACGUGGUUGAAUACAAACUGACAGAUAAUUAAGCCAAUCGAUUAUAUAGAGGCUUUAUUUUUAUUACUCUAAUUGCCAUACAUGUAGACAUCAAACAUCUCAAUUUUCAUACAUGCUUAUGGGGAUUAUAAUAUAUUUUAUCAAGAAUAUAACCGAGGGAUAGAUCUGGAUCUUGUACUUUGAUAAGCCAGUGAAGGUUACAUAGUUUAAUGAAUGCAAGUGUGAAAGUAACAGCUUGUAAGCCAAAUAUCUGAUUAAUCCAACAAUCCCACAUGUAUUAUUUGAUCCACUUUAAUCAUUGUAAUGUGAAACCAAAAGAAAAGAUGCAAACCUAAACUCUGGUGCAGACUUCAGUAAACAAACUAGGUGUGAAAAUAGCUUUAGAAAAAGGUUGACAGCACACCCAAAAUGGAAGCCUAUAAGCAACUGUCCAGUGACAUUCACUGUAAGUGUGUUUUGAGCCAACAGAAUUUUUGUUUUUUUUUUAAAGUACAAGUAUAAAGAAAUAUUGAAAUUAUUUUCCGUGGUAUUCAACUGUGUGCUACAGAUGGAGCUAUAUGCUGCGAUUAGGUUAAAAAACGCUGGAGUAUUCCUUAAAGAUGCUUAAUGGACCAUUCAAGAAUUUUUCCUCCGUAAAUGGUAAGAGUUAUAUAUGAUUAUAGCAAAAGAAAUAUAUAUUAUGUCUGCGAAGGGAGAUUUCUUAACUGGGGCUGACUGCUCAUGUAUU